Messenger RNA from Onychomys torridus (southern grasshopper mouse), 2153 nucleotides. Its product is annotated as 5'-nucleotidase domain-containing protein 1-like. Gene Ontology annotation, molecular function: 5'-nucleotidase activity. The coding region runs from base 113 to 841 and encodes 242 amino acids. The transcript has 6 exons. The record is from RefSeq and is a predicted model, not a curated record. NCBI's taxonomy places the organism in Eukaryota, Metazoa, Chordata, Mammalia, Rodentia, Cricetidae.
UUAUGGAUUCUUCUUCCCAGAAAUAAAAAGAAAUCUAGGCAAAUAUGUGCACCGCUGUCCUGAGUCUGUAAGAAGGUGGCUUCGGGAGCUGAAGGCUGCUGGGAAAAUUACCAUGUUGAUCACCAGUUCUCACAGCGACUACUGUAAACUUCUUGGCACUUACAUCCUCGGGAAGGAUUUUGCAGACCUUUUUGACAUUGUGAUUACAAAUGCAUUGAAGCCUGGAUUCUUCUCGCAUUGCCCGAGCCAGAGGCCUUUCCACACCCUCGAGAACGAUGAGGAGCAGGAGGAGCUGCCUUCUCUGGAUAAACCUGGCUGGUACUCCCAAGGGAACGCCACCCACCUUUACGAGCUUCUGAAGAAAAUGACCGACAAGCCUGAACCCAAGGUCGUUUACUUUGGUGACAGCAUGCACUCAGAUAUUUUCCCAGCCCAUCACUAUAGUAACUGGGAGACAGUCCUUAUUCUUGAGGAGCUGCAGGGGCAAGAGAUGGAGAAGGCUGAGGACGCAGAGCCUCUGGAGAAGAGAGGAAAAUAUGAGGAACCAAAGGUAAAGCCUCUAAAUUCCUUAUCAAAUAAAUGGGGCUCAUAUUUUACUGACUCAGUCUCGAGACGAGGGGAUGCAGAAGACUCCUUGGUUUAUACGUGGUCCUCUAGGAGAAUCAGCACCUCCAGUACUAUUGCAAUUCCAAGCAUCGAAGUGAUUGCAGAGUUACCCCUGGACUACAAAUUCACAAGAUUCUCUACAAACAAUUCAAAAACAGCUGGUUACUAUCCAUUGGUCCAUUAUGCCUUGGGUUCUCAAGAUACAAGCAGCAAAACAAUAUUUACUGAAAAAUGAACCAACCAUAUGGGCAGCAGACACACUGUUAAAAAAAAGUUAAUUUUCAAAAAUGCAAAUGAUUUAUGGGAACAAUUUUUCAGUGAAAAUUGACCAAAUGGGUACUUGUUAAUCUGUCUUUUUAAAAUAUAUAUCAUUUUAUAUAAAUAAUUUUAAUGUUUAACAGUUCUUGUUAUAUUAAAAACUUUAGUACCCUAAACUGAAAAAGAAUAUGUUUAAUAUUUUCUAUACUAGUAGUUUUGAGGAUUCUCCCAAGAUGAUAACAAACACCUAUGCAAGAGUAUAUUUAUAUGUCUACCUGGUCCAGCAUUUUCCAAAGCCUGGGCCACAGACUGACAGCAGAGCAACAUAGAACUUGAAAAUGCAAAUUUGAAUGCCUUGUUCCAAACCUCCUAAAUCAGACACUUUGGGAGUAGGGCUGAGCAAUGGCUUUUAAACAAGCCUUCCAAUGAAUGUGAUUCUCAACUGUGAUUUGAGACCUAGUGAAUAAACUCUGUGCUCCAAAAAUAGAUUUGUAUAGUUAAAUACAGGUAAAUAUUCAUAUCUUUGAUAUGUCCAUGUCAAAAAGUAUAACCAGAAUUGAUAGCCAACACCAGAGUCUAAUGAAACUCAAUUCUUUUUCCAAGCUACCAAGCUUUUUUUUUCCCCAAAAAUACAUAAAGAGACAUGAUUUCUUGAGAUGAUGUAGCCUUACUCCUUAGUAUUAAUUUCUCCCGUUAGGAAGAAGUUAAAUUUAGACCUAGUACACCGAGUUCGGGGUUAGUCCUUGGGAAGGGGGAAGAAAUGGCUGAAGGCAUUCAGUGUUGAGAGUUGUACCAGGCCACUCCAGGUCGGUAGGCGUGUUCUGGGUGUUCCCAUUAGCUGUGUUAGAAGCAUUUGCAGCAGACCAUGGCCACACAAGAUGUUUGGCUUCAGAUGAUGGAAGUCCCUGGAUCCUCUUUUGCCUGUUAACUUCAUUGUCCAUAAUAGACAAGACUAGAAAACGUUAUCAUUAUUUUUUUUCCGUGGAAUUCAGCUUAUUAACCUAUGCACUGAAAAACUAUUUUCUUAAAAUGUGUAAAUGUUCAGAUAAAUCCCAAGUGUACUAUGAGGAUGUGUUUCUCAGGGUAAUUAAAAGGAUAACUUUUUUUUCCUUAUUGUCUGUAUCUUUGAUGCUGAUCAAUAAGUAUACAUAAACAGUGACGUAUCUGAUCUCCAAAAUGUCGUUGGAGUAUUAUACUGAGCACGCACAAUCCAGCUUAGGGCCAAAUAGAAGAUGCUGUCUAUUGUAUGCUUUAGUAGACGUUUCACUGUGCUUUAAAAUAAAGCUAUU